Schizosaccharomyces japonicus yFS275 is the source of this 1251-nucleotide messenger RNA. Its product is annotated as phytochelatin synthetase. Gene Ontology annotation, biological process: response to metal ion; cellular response to cadmium ion; detoxification of copper ion. NCBI's taxonomy places the organism in Eukaryota, Fungi, Ascomycota, Schizosaccharomycetes, Schizosaccharomycetales, Schizosaccharomycetaceae. The record is from RefSeq and is a predicted model, not a curated record. The transcript has a single exon. Gene Ontology annotation, molecular function: cadmium ion binding; metal ion binding; acyltransferase activity. Bases 1 to 1251 code for a protein of 416 amino acids.
AUGAAGGCAUCAAAACUGGUUUCUUCUGGUCUGCAAGCCUUAAAAACGAGAAUUGCACCAACCAUGACGAAAAUGACCAGUAACCCACUUCCAAGCGCCGCUGUGAAUUCUGUUCCACGCACGUUCUACAAACGUCAACUUCCCUCCCAGUGCACAGCCUUUGACUCGACUGAGGGAAAGCGUCUUUUUAUGCAGGCUCUGCAGGAAGGAGGUAUGGAGAAUUACUUUUCACUUGCACAGCAGUUUGUCACACAGAACGAGCCGGCAUUUUGCGGGCUUGGUACUCUCUGUAUGAUAUUAAACUCAUUAAAAGUGGACCCUGGACGACUUUGGAAAGGUGCCUGGCGCUGGUACGACCAGGACAUGCUCGAUUGCUGUCGUUCGUUGAGUAACAUCAAGAAGGACGGUAUUACGAUUGAAGAGUUCUCGUGCUUGGCCGCAUGCAACGGAUUGUCUGCUCAGAUGAAACGUGCAGACAACGUUACGUUGGAGGAUUUCCGACGCGAUUUAGUCAAGUGUAGUACCAUUACGGACUGCAUCAUGGCCGUUUCCUAUUCCCGUAAGGCGCUUGGACAAACCGGCGACGGCCACUUCAGUCCGGUGGGAGGUAUCAGUUUCAAAGAUGACAAGGUGCUUAUCCUUGAUGUGGCGCGUUUCAAAUAUCCCUCGUACUGGGUCGAUAGUAAGCUGUUAUACGAAAGUCUGCUGCCACUCGAUAAAACGAGCGGCAAACCUCGCGGUUAUGUUAUUUUACGCCCGUUAGAAACACCGUUGGGGUUGUUGACAUUUCGUCUGAAUAAAUACAGUUGGCGCCAAAUGGAACAACGUUUGGUUCAACAACUGCCGCGGCUGUCCAGCGUGAAGGAAUUGGCCGAUUUGGUAGCUGGUUUUGAUAAGGCUUCACUCGUCCCGCUAAUUGACGAACGUGCUGAAAGUGCACCCUCUGCAGCUUUUGAGCAGUUUGUCGAGAAACUUGCACGCACAAAGACGUACCAACUGUUUACCGACGCACAGGUGCGUAACCCUUUGUAUACAACGCUUGCUUUCUGGGCAAUUUACACGCAAACAUCUAUCCAGGCAUGGUGUUCCCAACCAGUGCUGCUUGAGCUUAAUGAGUAUCUUGACGAGGCAUUCCUGCCAGAAUUCUCUGAACAGAUGGAUACUCUUCGUCAACAACUUGCAAGUUUGACUUCCUGCUGCACUAAUGAGCAAGGAUGUUGUCGUUCGAGCUGUUGCAAUCAUGCAAAGUGA